This is a messenger RNA of Ichthyophthirius multifiliis, 528 nucleotides long. RefSeq lists its product as hypothetical. NCBI's taxonomy places the organism in Eukaryota, Ciliophora, Oligohymenophorea, Hymenostomatida. The transcript is spliced from 5 exons. The record is from RefSeq and is a predicted model, not a curated record.
AUGAACAGUAAAUAGAAAAAAACUAUUUUGUUUGCAAUGCUAAAAGUAUACCUCAUCCAGAAAAAGAAUUUAAAGGAGGAGAAGAUGCUCAUUUUAUUGAUAAAAAUUUAAUUGCAGUAGCUGAUGGCGUUGGAGAAUGGGCUGAUUAUGGAAUUGACCCAGCUAUAUAUAGUAGAAAUUUAGUUAAAAAUGUUGAAUAAAUAUAUAAAUCUAAUGUGCUAAAAUAUUUAUCUAAUCCAAAACUUUUAUUAAUAGAUUCUGCAUCAACAAGUACAAAUAUAUUAGGAUCUAGUACUCUUGUAUUAAUAACAAUGGAUAAAAACUAAAAUAUAUUAAAGUCUUCAUAUAUAGGAGAUUCAGGAUAUUGUAUAUUUAGAAUAGAUGAAGAUAAAAAUCCUCAAUUAAUAUAUUUAUUUGAAGAACAACAAAGAUCUUUUAACUUUCCUUUACAAAUAGGAGGCUAAGGUUUUGGAGAUUCCCCGAAAUAAGCAAUUGAAUAAUAGCAUGAAGUCAAUAAUAAUGAUUUGA